Portunus trituberculatus (swimming crab) is the source of this 4348-nucleotide messenger RNA. Its product is annotated as regulator of G-protein signaling 20-like. The record is from RefSeq and is a predicted model, not a curated record. The coding region runs from base 1034 to 2071 and encodes 345 amino acids. NCBI's taxonomy places the organism in Eukaryota, Metazoa, Arthropoda, Malacostraca, Decapoda, Portunidae. The transcript is spliced from 6 exons.
ACCGUUGGGGCGAACCCUUGUUCAGACUAAAAAUGUCGCCUCUCCUCGGCAGUCUUCCAGGAAAAAAAUAAUCAGAGGAAAUUUGUUGUAUUUUGCGGUUGGCAGCCGAGCGGCAGCUGUCGGCGCAAGCGUGCGCAGCGGCGGGUGCCAGGCCAGUGGCACUGGUUCAGUUCGCCCGCGCCCGGGGCCUGGCCAGGUGCUCCGCUACGCCCUCGCGCUCGACUGUGGCGGCAGCGCUGCCGAGGCCCGCGCCCUCCCGCUGUGUGAGCGAGGAGCAGCAGCCCAGAGGCCCGAGGGGGUGAUGCCGCCACGCAGCCCGCCGCGGCCAGGGCUUUAGCCAGGACAGGAGCGGCGCCCCCGGGCCAGGCAGGCGCCCAUCCUGACGGCGCUGCUGCAGGACGCCUCGGCCCCGUCCCCCCGUCCCCCUGACCCGCCCCGCCCCGCCCCGCCAGGAAUGUUCCGCACGUGAAGCCCCGCGGCCCAGCGCAGCCCAGCACAGCUAGGCGGCGGCGCGUCCCCGCGGGGCCGCGGCGCCCGGCCGCCCCCGCCGCCGGCCCUCCCCGCCGCCCCGCUGCCCGCAGGCGAGAUGAGCUAAGCCGCCUUGGGCUGGGCCUCACGCACCCGGGGCACGGCAGGGCCGGGGCGGCGCCGCCCAGUAUUGACCCCUUGGCGCCAAGGCUCCUUCAGGAUCAGAGGCCGCCGCGCCCCGCCGCGGCAGGCGCAGGGUCUGCCGAGUCUCCAUGAAUUAGAAGCGCAGCGGAGUGCUGUAAACGGCGGCAGGAGGCUGGUGGGCGGGCCGGUGGCCGGCGCCGCGCCGCCACGCUGCGCCCCGCCGCGGGACAGCCCGGCAAGGUGAGGCCCCGCCAUUGAUUGCCGCCCACCGCCCGGGGCACCUGCCGACGGGCCGCCCCGGGGCUCAGGGGACUGUGCUCACGUGUACAUGUGUGCGUGUGCACUGCAUGAACGUGUGUGUGAACAGAAAAAUCGUUAAAAGUGGGAAAAGGAGACAAGAGGAAGUGAACCAGGGAAGCCAAUGUACUCUGCCACGGCUAUGGCCCGCCUGCAGCAAGGAGCCGCGGGAACUGACGGAGGCAACGACGAAGGUGCCAAAGGGAAGAAAGAUAACAAGGACAAGAGUGAAAACACCAAUUCACGCAACGCCAAUAGUGGGACUGUUGCCGGAGGAGGAGGAGGCGGAGGAGGAGGAGGAGGCGGUGGAGGAGUGACUGAAGGAGACGUAGGUGAAGGUACAGGAGGAGGAGGAGAAGGGAGCACUACCACUACCACUACAACUGCUGCUACCGCCGCCACCACCCCAACCACCGCGAUCAAAGGUAGCACAGCAGGGAGCGCCGCCCCGCGUGCGCCCCCAGCCACCGCCAACACCACGCUGGGGGGCGGGGGCUCGUCUCACGGGGGUGGUGCCGCCAACACCACCACCACCACCACCACCGCGGCGGCCACCACCACCGCCGGCAGCGUCGCCUCCGGGAACAACAACAACCAGCCGGCGCCCGCCAGGCCACGACGCUGCUGCUUCCUGUGGUGCUGCUGCUGCCGAUGCUCCUGUUUGAACACUAAGGGUGCGGAUGAGUCAAGAUUUAGAAGGCAGGAUAUGUACAACGAACCUCAGCCGACGAUAGAAGAGAUAAGAGCGUGGAGCGAAUCAUUUGAGAGGCUAAUGACCUGUGCAAGCGGGCGGAAAGCGUUUCGAGACUUCCUCAAGCUGGAGUUCUCAGAGGAAAACAUUCUCUUCUGGCUGGCGUGCGAAGACCUCAAGGUGGAGAACACGCCGGCUGUCAUCGAGGAGAAGGCGAGGAUAAUCUACGAGGACUACAUCUCCAUCCUGUCGCCGAAGGAGGUCUCGCUGGAUUCAAGAGUUCGAGAGAUCAUCAACCGCAACAUGGUGGACCCAACCCCGCACACCUUCGACGAGGCGCAGACCCAGAUCUACACGCUCAUGCACCGGGACUCCUAUCCGCGCUUCCUCAACUCCGCCAUUUACAAGCGACUCGCACAACUCAACAAUAACGGCAACAGCGGCACAAGUCGUACGGAGAGCGCGACAUAGGCCCCCUGUGUCUCCGUGUGUCCUCUAGUCCGCGUCUCCAAGGUGGGCGGAGGGACGCGUGCCAUGGUUCAAGAAUGGUGGCAGCAGUAGGAUUGACUGGAGCGCAUGAGUUAGUCUAGUCUCCGUCACUCUUCCAGGUGAUGAUACGAGGUCAACAGCUACCGCUACUGCUGCUGCUGCACGUGCUCUCUGCCCAGGGUCGUGUGUUCUGACCCCCUAAACAAUGGUAGCAGCAGGAGUCACGGUGUAGGGAGAGUGUGCAGUACAACCUCUCCCCUAUUUGAAGACGUGCUCUCUGAAAUCCUACAAUGGUGGAGCAAGUGUGGCUGUCUUCUAGGGGGGCGUGUGCUGCAUUAACUCUCACCCUCUUACAAACGGUGGCAGCGGUGGGAUACCAGAGGAGGAUGAAAUGUACUCCUCUCUCACGCUCCUCUCCUCCUCUCACAUGUGCUCCUCCUUGCGAUCUCACGAACCUUUACUCUAUCUAGUGUCUCCCUCUCUCCCUCCCUCUCUCUCUUUAGCUCUCUGUUCUUCUGCACUCUCACUAUUUCGUCGAUACAUGGGACCACUUGGUGAAGACUGAAGCUGGAGGCAGUGGGACGCAAUGACUGGGUGAUGGAGAGGUGGUCACAAUGGAAGUUAUUUAUAUACAUGCAUACAAUCCUCUAUAUAUACAUACCACUGAUCCAUAUUCAAGUGAGAGAGAGAGAGAGAGAGAGAGAGAGAGAGAGAGAGAGAGAGAGAGAGAGAGAGAGAGAAAGAGAGAGAAUGGGAUAACUCACUCGUUUCCUGUCUUCUCUUUCACCUCCAUUUCCCAUUCCUUUGCAUCUACCUCCAUCUUGAUCUUGAAACCACCUCCUUCUACCUCCUCCUCUUCCUCUUCCUCCUACUCCUCCUCCUCCUGCUGCUGCUGCUGCUGCUACAGAGACAGAUAGACAGACAGAGGGAUAAACUCAGUGUGACAAAGGCAAACAGAAAAGCUCAAGACAGUGAAGUGAAGAAGGCAGACAAAGGAAGCACGAGUGUUGGUGUGAGUGUAAACAUUAUGUACGUGGUUUCAACUGGACCAAAGAAAACCCCUAUAGAAUAAAACAUUACUCUAGUGUAGGCGUUCACGUGUCUCUUGCUGGUUUUUAUAAUUAUUUGUUUUAACAUUUUCCUCCCAUAAUCUUGACUGCGGAUUUAAACGGUGCAUGAAAGAGAGGUGAAACAAAUGCAACAACUGAAAACCUCAUGAAAACUUGUGAAUCUUUAGUCUAAAUGUAACAAAGGAAGAUAAAAUAAAAAAAAUAGAGAAGAUAGUAGAAUUGGAAAAAAAGAAAAACUGUAGCUUGCUAUUCUUGUAUGUGAAUGUAACAAAGGAAGGUCGAAGAUUGAAGAAAAACAGUGGAAUUAAGAAAAAAAAAAAGUAGCUAGUGAUUCUUAAACGUAAAAUUAACAUUGCCACACGGAAAAAAAAAAAUGUGAAUCUUGAAAAUGAACUAAAAACACCUGCAGUCUUGAAGCAAAAAAAAAAAAAAAAAAAAAAUACCAACACUAAUAAUAAUGAUGAUAUUGAUAUGUGAAAAAAAAAAAAACGAUAAAAUAUAGCAAGAUCUUAUCCCUCGCUGAAGAAAACAACAAAUGAGAAUAAAAAUAACAUAAAACAAACCAGUCUGCUGGAAAAUAACGAAAUAAAAUACCACGAGCGUACUAAACUAAUCGACAUCACACAAAGAAAGAAAGUGGGAAAAAUUAUGCAGUGCCACAUACAAAACAAAGUGCCAAGUGCCAGAAAUUGAAAUGUGUCCUUACGAUGAAUACGUGCAAUGAUCUGAAAUAUAAAUAUGUGCAAUUAGUAUACAAAAAAAAUGUGCAAUAUUAUAAAUUAUGAGGUUUCCAGGUGUCACGUGUAUAUAAAGCGUAGUGAUCAGGUGUGUACAGUGACGGAAGGGAUCAGAUGUAUAAAAAAAAAAAAAAAAAAAAAAGGACACGGUAAUAGAAAAUAAAUCGGAAAAAAAAAGUGUGGCGAAUCAGAAACAAAUGACGAUCGAAUAAAAAAAAGAAGGAAAAAAGAAAAAAAAGACGAAACAAAAAUACUAAAUCAAGAUAAAAAAAAAAAAAAAAAAAGAAGAAAGAUAGACAAAAUAUUUACCACCACCACCACCACCAAGGAACACAAAGAAAGAACAACCACCAGCAGACCCGUUUGUCCAAUCACGACCACCACCACCACCACGACCACCACGACCACCACCGAGGGAUAAACAAGAAGGCAAACAAAAAGCAAAUAAACUU